UAAGAGGAAUUAAUGAAUGGAAUCUGUCUCGAGCUCACGAACCUAUGUCAAAAAAGAGGAAUUAAAGUCGCCGGGUAAGUUAAUCUCGAAACUUGGAGCCUAAUUUCUCUAUAUUAGUUAAUAAUUAACUGAUUAAUCUAUUUGGGAGGAGACAAACAAGUGUUGGGGCGAGUUGGGAUGACGAACAAAUGCCUUCCUCACAUGACAAAGUCCUCGCUUAUUCCAUCACUCCAUAAUUUCUCGUGCUAAAACGCCUUCCUCACAUGACAACGUCCUCGCUCAUUCCUUCGCUCCAUGAUCUCUCCUACUUAGCUACCGUUCUACUCAUCAAGAUUUUAUGCAUCGCUCUGUAACACGUAGAGAAGCCAAUCAAUCGCCAAGAAGAUUAGAAAAGGAAAUAAGCAAGCCGACCAAAGCUGUACAACUUUUAUUUUAUAUGACAGGGUCAGCUCAGCUCUUCCGGGGAAAAGCUUUGCGUUGACAUACAGAACGUGAAGCUUCUAACAACUUCACUAGAAAUCAAAUAUAACUCACAGUUCUUGUAGCUCAUUUCUCUUCAAAGCUCUCUCUCUCUCUCUCUCUGUGGGUUGCUGCUGCUAAGAGCUCUUUUUCUGUUGCUGAGAAAAAAAAUGACCUCUCUAAUAAUAGGUUUCACCAAGUCACUCGCCAUGAAUAUGCUCUCCGAGGUUGGCGACCGGACAUUCUGCGUUGCCGCUAUUCUGGCAAUGCGAUAUCCAAGGAAGAGUGUUUUGCUAGGAUGCCUAGUUUCAGUAACUGCAAUGACAGUGAUCUCAGCUUUGCUUGGCUGGGCUGCUCCAAAUCUGCUCUCAAAGGAAUGGUCACAUCAUGUGACCACGUUCCUGUUUUUCCUGUUUGGUCUCCGGUCUCUCUGGGAAGGAUUCACAGAGGAUGAUGAUGAUAAUGAAGAAUUGGAGGAAGUAGAAAAGGAAUUGGAAAAGGAUUUGAAGGCAAGUUCUGAAAAAUCAAAAGCAGCUUCUCAGGCUGAUGAUAACUUGAAGAAGAAACAGAAGCCAUUCCUCACCUACUUCUUCUCACCUGUCUUUCUUAAGGCAUUCUCGCUCACCUUCUUCGGUGAAUGGGGCGACAAAAGCCAGCUAGCAACAAUCGGCUUGGCAGCUGAUGAAGACACUUUGGGAGUAGUGCUCGGUGGAAUAGUGGGGCAAGUGUUGUGCACAGUUGCUGCUGUUAUAGGGGGAAAGAGCCUGGCUUCUAAGAUAUCAGAGAGGCUGGUGACCGUCCUAGGUGGAAUUCUCUUCCUAGUGUUUGGGGUCCAAUCCCUUCUUUCACCAUCCUAAUUGUGGAUUUCUCUCUUGUUUGUAUGUCUAUGCUGCUGCUUCCCGUUAGUUGAGACUGCUCUAGCUCUGAUACCUCAGUUAUUUUUCUCCGAGCAUUCUUAUGUUUUUGACUACUUGUCGACAUGUUUCAAACUCGUUACUUAAUAGUUUGUAUUUCACAACGACCUUUCCAUA
Molecule: messenger RNA, 1490 nt
Organism: Syzygium oleosum
Lineage: Eukaryota; Viridiplantae; Streptophyta; Magnoliopsida; Myrtales; Myrtaceae
Product: GDT1-like protein 5
Exons: 12
Coding region: 630-1316 (228 amino acids)
Biological process (GO): Golgi calcium ion homeostasis; manganese ion transmembrane transport; Golgi calcium ion transport
Cellular component (GO): Golgi apparatus
Molecular function (GO): calcium ion transmembrane transporter activity; manganese ion transmembrane transporter activity
Source: RefSeq, a predicted model, not a curated record